Messenger RNA from Saxophila tyrrhenica, 765 nucleotides. RefSeq lists its product as uncharacterized. NCBI's taxonomy places the organism in Eukaryota, Fungi, Ascomycota, Dothideomycetes, Mycosphaerellales, Extremaceae. The transcript has 2 exons. Bases 1 to 765 code for a protein of 254 amino acids. The record is from RefSeq and is a predicted model, not a curated record.
AUGGAAGGUACAACUGCCACGCCUGAUCUUCAAGCGAUACUGUCGACACUCGCGCAAUUCUCCGCCCCUGUACAGAACCAGGAAUCCGCUCAGGUAACUCAGAAUCAUGAUGCUCAACCACGCGUAGAAACACCUAUACCACGGCACUUCCAGCCUACGCCUCCAGCCGACGUAGAGAAACCCCGCACUCCGGAUCCCCGUCUCAGGCCUCAAAGUCGUUCGAUUGCUUCUCCUAAGCCCAUAGACCCAGCGACAAUCACGACCUGGCAAGAUGGCCUGAGAUGCGUAACCAAGAUCGCAGCACAAAACGCUCAAUUUGCGGCAACCAUCAAAAAGAUGAUGGCAGACCAGCGGAAGCACGAGAUGCGCUGGUACUCCGAGCGGCAGGCCCUCAAGCAGAAGCAAGUCAACCGUUCAAGUUCUUCAGCGCAAGCACAUUCGAUCUUGCAGUCGCUCGGCGGCGCCAACCCGUCAAAGCCCGCUUCGGAUGCUGAGAGCAGUUCAAGCAACGAGGCCGAGCUGGCGAGUUUCGAUCAAAAGAUCUACGCUGCGCAGGUAGAGAUGGAGACGGCGAUGACGGCUGAGCUGAAGGGUUUGGGCGUGCCGUUUUUUGGUACGGAUCAAAGCCUAGUAGUGUUGGAGGACGGGAUGGUGAAGGCGCCGCCAGAAAACCAGCCCAAAUGGAGCCCGAAUAUCACAGAGAAGCAGCUCUUAGAGCUGCGGCGGCGGAUGGUCGGCCAUCUGGAGGACCUAUACCGGGACUGA